AUGCAAGCCGUCUCUCCUCUGCUUGUGCAGCGGAGGGGUGACAGGCAUCACUCGAUUGAGCCAAGCUUGUCGCAAAGCGACCCUUGGCUUCAUAGACCAGUGCCGCGACUCGGGCAUCGCGUUUGGCACACUCCGGCGUGGCAUUGGAGGUUGUCGGCAUCUUUGCUGGCGGUUGGCUUAACUUACCCGCGCGUUUCCCGAUCCGGCUGUCGGUUCCGGCGAGCAACCGCAGAGAAGGCUUUUGCGGCGCCGGUGGAUCGGCUUGUUUCCCGCUUCAAUAACUCCUUCGUCCUCUGGCUGGCUGUCGUGACACUAGUUUCUGUCACCCGUCCGGAGUCGUUCGACUGGGUGAAUCAGGAAUGGUUUACAUGGCUACUCGGCGUCCUAAUGUUCAGUGUGGGUCUGACCACAUCCAUUGACGAUUUUCGUUCGAGCAUCAGAAACUGGCUUGCAGUGGUCAUUAAUGCAGCUGCUUGCUUCGUGCUCAUGCCGGCCCUGGCAUAUUCCUUGGCGCUGCUGAUUAGGGCCGAUGCGCCAACUCUGGCUGGUUUGGUUCUGAUCGGGUCUAUCAAUGGCGGCCACACUUCCAACCUGUGCACGCUCAUAGCGAACGGAGACGUGGCCCUCAGCGUUUUGAUGACGAUGUCCACAACUCUGCUUUGCAUUGUGGCGACACCUUUGCUGGCAAAACUCCUCCUCGGGACUGUUGUUUCUGUUGAUGCUGUGGGGAUCAUCCAAUCGACCGUGAAGGUUGUGCUGGCCCCCACCAUCUUCGGGCUUGCCUUCAAGCAGUGGCUUCCAACCACCUCGGAGAAGGCGGCCAGAUUCACUCCCAUCCUGGGCGUGCUCGCAACCUGCGUCAUCGUGGGCUCCUCGGUGGCCUCCUGCCGAUCCUACAUCCUUUCGGCUGGCGUACCACUGCAACUGGCGAUCCUGAGCCUUCAUCUUCUUGGCGGCUUGUCGGGCUAUGGCCUGGCAUCGGUAGCACGGUUGAACACGGCAGCUUGUCGAACGGUAGCUAUCGAAACAUCCAUGAAGAGCAGUGCUGUGGGCUACUUGUUAGCUGUGCUCCAUUUCCAAAACUUCCUGGUCCGUGUUCCUGCUGCGGUAAGUGUCGUGUGGAGUGCUGCAGUGGGCAGCGCUUUCGCAGCGUUCUGGGGCAGAUCGAGCAUCAAACCAGAAAAGUCGAAGGACAGUGGCUAG
Symbiodinium natans is the source of this 1203-nucleotide messenger RNA. The record is from the annotation of a GenBank genome assembly. Lineage: Eukaryota; Dinophyceae; Suessiales; Symbiodiniaceae.